AUGGAGAACACCAAGUCAUCGUGGUUCCAGGCGCAGGCAGCGGCAGCGGCAGCGGACCUGACGCUGGCGAUCGGGCCGGCAGGCGGCAACCAAGGCUGGGAAGAGAACAAGGAGGCGGUAGCGCCGACAGCGCGCGUGAACGGCAAGGACGUGCGGCUGUUCCCGUGCCUCUUCUGCAACAAGACCUUCCUCAAGUCGCAGGCGCUCGGCGGCCACCAGAACGCGCACCGCAAGGACCGACUCGGCAGCUUCAGCGACCCAUACAUGUACGGCCCCUACGGCGAAGGCCCCUUCCGCGGAACCGCCGUUGAUUCUGGCAGCAGCUGGUCCAUGAGCACCUCCGUCCUAUCGCACGGCGGUAGCCGCGUGUCGGCGCCGGCGAGCGCUGAUGCCAGGACUGAGAGGUGGAGCAGCGCCGCUCCACGCUUUGCAGAGCACGCGCAGGCGCAGCUCCUUGUGGAUCCAGCGGCUGGACAUGACGGCGCGGUGGACAUGCUCAGCACGAGGGCCUCCGUUAGCAGUGCCGGUGAGGAGCUCGAGCUCGAGCUCCGCCUCUAG
Triticum turgidum subsp. durum (durum wheat) is the source of this 558-nucleotide messenger RNA. Lineage: Eukaryota; Viridiplantae; Streptophyta; Magnoliopsida; Poales; Poaceae. The record is from the annotation of a GenBank genome assembly.